UAAUACGAACUGUUCGUAAAAAAUGACAGGUACCGUAACUACAGGCGUGUCAGAUAUGACAUCAAUAUCAGACAUAGAUGAAAAUGGAAUUAAUAAUAAUUUAAAAAUUCGAUAUAAUAAUGACAUUAUAUAUACAUAUACGGGUUCAAUAUUGAUCGCUGUGAAUCCAUAUAAAUUUAUUAAUAUAUUCAAUAAGGACCAUGUACACAAAUAUCACACAGCCAAAAUAGGGGUUGCCGAUCCUCACGUUUUUGCUCUGGUUGAAGCAGCUUAUAGGAGCAUUGUUGAGGAUAAAAAAAAUCAGUCAUGCCUAAUAUCUGGAGAGUCCGGUGCUGGAAAAACAGAGUCGACUAAAUUUGUUUUGCAAUAUUUAUGUGCAAUAACAUCUAAUGUUUCCUCAUGGAUACAGCAACAAAUCUUGGAAGCAAACACAAUUUUGGAAGCAUUUGGUAAUGCGAAAACUAUUCGUAACGACAAUAGUUCUCGAUUUGGAAAAUUUAUGCAAGUAUGUUUUGAUGAUAACCACAGUAUUAAAGGUUGCGUAAUACAGGAUUAUCUGCUCGAGCAAUCUCGAAUAACUUUCCAAAGUGCAGGAGAGCGAAAUUAUCAUGUGAUGUAUCAAUUGGUUGCUCAAGGACAAACAAAUAAAGAAAUCGCUGAAACAUUAUACCUACGAUCUCCAGAAUUUUAUAGAUACCUAAAUAGUGCUGAAGAUAUUGCAAUAGAUAUUAAUCUGGAGUCAAAAAGAUUUGGCGAACUGACAAUGGCUUUUACAGUCCUACAAAUUCCACAAACUGUCAUUGAAAGUAUUUUUAAAGUACUCAGUGCAAUACUAUGGUUGGGAAAUAUUGAGUUUAUGGAUAUUGAUGGCGAAGGAUGCGAUUUAUCUUUAUCGGAUCGAGAAAUAGUUGUCAUACUAUCUAUGCUCUUAGGCUUAAAGGCUGAUGAACUAAUCAAAGUUCUUUUGCAUCGUCAAAUUAAUGUUCGAGGGAAUAUAACCGAAAUACCUUUAAAAUUACACGAGGCCAUAGAAAAUCGACACGCGAUGGCUAAAGCUUUGUACUCAAAAACAUUUACUUGGCUGGUUUAUAAAAUUAAUAGCUGCACCAACCCAGGACAAUAUGGCAAUACGUUUCUUGGAGUUCUUGAUAUAUUUGGCUUCGAAAAUUUUACAAAGAACUCGUUUGAACAACUUUGUAUAAAUUAUACUAAUGAAAAAUUACACAAGUUUUUCAAUCAUUACGUUUUUGCAUUGGAGCAAUCUAUCUAUAAUCAAGAAGAAAUAAAUUAUACUCACGUGGAAUUCACUGACAACUCUUUGUGCUUAGAAUUAAUUGAAAAACCUCCUAGAUGUGUAUUUAAACUUCUGACUGAACAAUGCCAUAUGCCCAAAGGAUCUGAUGCAGCUUAUUUAACUAAUUUACAUACUGAAUUUGAAUACAACCCAAUGUACAUCAAAGGUACGGAUCGACGACAUUGGGAAACUGAAUUCGGUAUAAAGCAUUACGCAGGAAAAGUAAUUUAUAUUGUUGACGGUUUUGUGGAUAAAAACCGGGAUGUACACCAGGACGUCUUAUUUGACUUUAUGAGUCGUAGUAAACAUUCAUUUCUUUGCGAACUUUCUAAACACCAGGACUCUGCUUGUUCUAUAUGGAUGCAUAAUGGUACAACUAGUCAAAGGGGGACGGGUAAAACGAAAUCGACGGUUAGUGAUAAUUUCCGUCAACAACUACAAUGCUUAAUUGAUGUACUCCACAAUACAAAGCUUUGGUAUGUGAGAUGUAUUAAGCCAAAUACUCUUAAGAAACCCAACGAUUACAAUGACUCUUUGGUACUUGAUCAACUUCAAUAUCUAGGAAUAUUAGAUAUAAUUCGAAUUAGAAAAGAAGGUUUUCCUAUUCACUUGAAUUUCGAAGAUUUUAUAUUAAAAUAUAAAUGUCUUAUAAAAAAAAGGUCAUGUUCGUUUACCCGCUCUGAUAUUACGUUAGUAUUAAAAGAGUUAAAAGUCGUAGAAACGGAAUGGCAAAUUGGAAAAUCAAAAUUAUUUUUACGAAACGCGGCAUACGAACCGCUGGAGGAAGCCAGGAAACAUAAGAUUUGUGCUAGCUCUAUUAUAAUUCAAAAAAACUGGAGAUGCUAUUCAUGCUCUAAAAACUAUAUACGAAUGAGAAGAGCCAUUCUUAUUAUACAGCAUGCAUGUAGAGGAUGGAAAUUACGGAUUGAUUUUUUAAGAAAACGUCGAAGCGUAAUAGUUAUACAAAGUCGAUUACGAGGAGUUUUUGCAAGAGAGGUCGCCACUGCUUUGCGUGAAAUGCGGCGAGUUGAUGAAGAAAUGAAAAAGCGCGAAAAAGUCAUAAAUGACAAUCCAACUUCUCAUUGUACUGAUAUUGAAGAUUGCGAAAGAUUAGUGCAAAAUGAAAUGACAGUUCUGGCACACAUGGCAGAAAACUUAAAUGCAACUCAUAUCAAGUCAAAUGAUGACGAAAAGACUUUGGACAUCUUGCACCCAGAAGACUGCAAUGCUCAAAAUGCAGACACAGUUGAUUUGGACAACCUUUUUGCAUUUCUGACAGAAGCUACAAAUACGCACAAUCAACUCUUUGAUGAAAUAAAUAGUAAAAUGAAUGAUUUAGUGCUGGAUCUUGAUAACGAAAUUGAAGUUUGCCUUCAAAUGGACUCGGCUUCAAGUGUUAAUUAUCAGAAAACCAGCGUCUCUAAUGAAACAAUAGAACUUUCUUGUGAAUCAACAAUUCCACCGGUGGAUAAAUGUAUAAUUAGUCCUCAAAAGCAAACAAAUACUGAGCCUAUUUACGAAGCGUUGUCAAAUACGGAAGAUCUGCAAACAAUACAAGAAAAUAUAAGUGAUUUUAUAAAAUCGAAUAAUACUAUUAAAAAUAGUUUAGGUGCAAAAAAGAAAGCUAUUGGACAAGCUGGGUCAUCCAUACACAAUGAUCGAGAGCAAAGGCGAAAGUUCAGAGUUGAAAAAAAACUCUUGGAGAUGCAUCAACUGGAUACAAAAAAAGAUGUACUAAAUACUGAUUCAAAUUAUAACAUUUUAGAAUUUGCCGAAAACUUUUUCAAUGAUCACGAACGAUUGAUUGACGGCACAUUAAUUUCCACGCUGACACGAAAAGGCAAGAAAGCCUUGGAUAUAAUACCAAAACAUGAAAUGAUAAUAUUUACUAGAUCUGAAAAAAUUCCAACUUCUCAUAUUCAUAUGUACGAUCCAGAAAAUAUAGUGAUUUCAUGUAACAUAUUCAAAGAACUGUGCAAAUAUAUGCGAGGAGACCAAAAUGCGGAACGUGAACUUCAUAGUAUUCAAUAUAUUAUAGGUUUGGGUAUUGAACGAGAGGAACUUCGAGAUGAAAUUUUUGUUCAGUGCAUAAGGCAAAUGACAAAAAAUCCUACUGCAGAAUGGGCAGAUCGGUUAUGGCUCUUGAUGUGUCUUAUAAUUGUCGCCUUUCAACCCAGCAAACUAUUAUUCAGGUUUUUCGUAUCAUUUUUAAAGCAAAAAUUGGACUCGUUUGAUGGAAAGCUCAGACAAUAUGCUCAGUGGUGUUUCGAUAAUUGUAAAUGUACUAAGGUCUCAACGAGAUUGCAAGCACCAUCUAGUGUCGAAGUUGCUGCAAUGCGUCGACUUGGCACUAUAGUAUGCAGGUUUUUUUUUUUGGACUCUCGUACUAAAGCCAUUGAUGUCCAUCCUACGGAUACUGCAAGCGACGCUGUGCAAAAGCUAGCUGACAAGCUUAAUUUAGCUUCAAUUGAGGGAUGGGCUAUUUUUCAAUCAAGACCUGAUGGAGAAUAUCAUAUUAAAACCUACGAAUAUUUAUAUGAUGUAAUAUCCGCAUGGGAAUGUAAACAAACGUCAUCUAUAAACUAUAAACGUCUAUCUAAUGGAUCUUCAUAUGGUGAAAAUCGAUUUGUAUUUAAAAAAAGACUGUUUAAGCCAACAAAAGAAUUAUCCCAGGAUCCAGUUGAAGUUGGAAUGUUGUAUGCUCAAGCAGUACACAGCGUUGUCAAGUGCGAUGAUUUCCCAGUAAGUGAAAAAGUUGCUCUACAACUUGCUGGUCUGCAAGCUCAAGUGGCGUUAGGGGAUCCUUCCAAUCAACCCAAACCCGAAUAUUAUUGUGACAUUAGUAGCUUUUUACCUGCCCGUAUAUCUAAAACAAGAGAACAACAGUUUUGGAUACCGAUUCUUGCACAAGCCCAUCGGCAAUAUGGUUCAUCGAGAAAUGAAAUGACCGCUAAAGUUCUUUACUUAAGUUGUGUUAUGCAAUAUCCACUUUACGGAACAACAAUGUUUAAAGUUGUAUACAAGGGAUAUUGGAAUUUUGUUAAUAACAUUAUUUUAGGAAUUAAUUGUGAUGGAAUCCUGUUUAUUCAGCCUGAAGACAGAUUAAUUAUAUAUCAGUUCAAAUUCGCUGAUAUAGAAUCUAUUAUGAUACAUCCAAGUGAUAGUUUUAUAACUCUAUCACUUAAUCGGAACUCUCAACAAAUGACUAAGCCGGUAAAAGAUAAAAGCUUUUUGUUAGAUUUACAAAAGUGUUUUGUCUUUGAGACAGUGCAAAAAAAUGAAAUUGGAUCCCUAAUUAUUUCUUAUUACCCUUUAUUAUCAAACUGGAUACUGAAUAAUUUUGAUUGUUCCAAGAGAGGAAAAGGAAUUACGUCUGAAGAUAGAUCGAGAUUAUAUCAAAAUGUUAUUAUAUGUCGAAGGCAAUUGAUUGACUUGAGCAUUGUUCGAAAACCGCAAGAAUCGGGAGGAUUUUUAAGAAACACAUUACGUCGCCUAUCUAAACAUCGAAUUGAAAAAUUAAGGUCUGAGCAAAGAAGUAAUCCUCAAGACCACGGGGAAACAUAUAAAGGAUUUUCUCAUGCGUUUUGGGCAUUUAGUAAACAACAAAUUUCAUCAUGCCUAUCUUCACUUUGUGAUCAGGAUGAAGCCAUUAUGAUUCAAGUAUUUGAUUCGAUUCUUCAAUUUUCUGGUCUUGGCACAUGUGGUGAAGCAAUAAAUAGAGCAGAGGAUGAACAUAUACGAAUUGUUCAAUCCGUUCUGGAUAGGUGCAUGAGAAAGGACUCUCUUCUUAAUGAACUUUAUCUACAACUCAUCAAACAAACGACGGAUCAUCCUGAUGCGAACUCAAGAGUAAAUCUUAGGCAUUGGGCGCUGUUGUCUGUUGCCUGUAGUGUAAUACUGCCAUCAACAAAGUCCAUUCGAAAAUACUUAAUUGCACACUUAAAACGAUGUUCCAGCGAUUUUAUAUCGGAAGAAGGGAAAUAUGCUCGAUUCGCCGAAAAGUGUUUUUUUAGAACUCAAGGAACUAGACGUCGUCAAUGGACUCCAAGCUGUGAAGAAAUAUUGUGUACGACGAAUCGUAGACCAUGUUAUUCAAGGAUUUAUUUUAUGGAUGGACAAUAUUAUUCUUUUGAGUUUCAGCCGAGCUCAACGUCCAGUGAUGUCAUAGAAAUAAUAAAAAACACCCUAGGACUUCAGGAAAAAUCUAGAGGUUACGCCAUUUAUGAAGUAUUGGGAAACACGGAACGAAGUCUUUCAUCCGAAGAAAAAGUUUGUGAUGUAAUGGCUAAAUGGGAGCGCUAUCGAACAGUAUCUAAAAAAGACUUCAAUCAGGUUCAAUAUGCAAUGCAACAUCAAAACCACAUUUUCUUGUUCAAAAAACAUUUAUUUUGCGACAGUUUUAUUAAUUUGGACGAUGCAGUGGAGAAAGAAUUGCUUUACCAUCAAAUAUUACAUAAUCUAAGAAGUGAACGUUAUCCUAUUUCUGAAAUGGAAGCUAUUAUGCUUACUGCACUGCAAGGACAAUUGGAGCUUGGCGAUUAUUCUGAAAAAGUUAAUGAUUAUGAAGCUGUAGCCAGCCACUGUUUACCACCCCGCUUUGUUCCAAAUAUUCCACAAGGAGCGGUUGCAAUGCAUCAUCAAAGUUUGAAAGGCAUGUUAAAUUUAGAAGCAAAAAAAUCGUUUCUUAAUUUGAUACAGAGUUGGCCUCUUCAUCGUGCGACAAUAUUCGAUGUUAUGCAAACAUUUACUUCUAAUUGGCCGAGAAUGUUAUGGCUCGCUGUCGAUCAAAGUGGUAUACAUUUAUUGGAACAUCGAUCACGGAAUAUUUUAUGUUCACAUGAAUAUGAAUCGCUAAUUUCAUUUUCUCCGAAUAUGAACUCCUUGAUGAUUUUUACUGGAACUGAAAAAAAACAGUCUAAGGUCAUUUUGAGUACUUCGCAGGCUUUCCAAAUAGCAACAUUAAUUAAAGAGUACUCUGAAAUUGUGAAAGGAAAAAUUGAAUAAGUUGCGUUGUGGAUGCCAGUAUGAAAUUGCAUUUAUUACGAGUAAAGCUUUGUAACUUUGUUUCCUUUCCAUCAAUAAUA
Molecule: messenger RNA, 6378 nt
Organism: Drosophila albomicans
Lineage: Eukaryota; Metazoa; Arthropoda; Insecta; Diptera; Drosophilidae
Gene: Myo81F
Product: myosin-VIIa
Biological process (GO): signal transduction
Cellular component (GO): myosin complex; cytoskeleton
Molecular function (GO): protein binding; cytoskeletal motor activity; ATP binding
Source: RefSeq, a predicted model, not a curated record